AUGACUAAUGUUAGUCACUUGUCAAUGCAUGGAACGUCCGAGAAUACGGUCUCAACCCCUCCACCUACUGUCUCUAAUGAAAUGCCACCUCCUCACACUAAGAAGCGAAAGAACCGUUCAGAGGCUUGGAAUCAUUUCAUUAUAUCUUCAGAAGAAGAACAAAAAGCUUCGUGCAAGUACUGUGACACAAAAAUUAAGUAUAAUAAUGGAACUAGUUCUAUGCAUGCUCAUUUAUCAAGAUGCCUUGUUUACAAGAGACAAAGGACAUCAUCUUCUAUGACAAGUGUUGAAGAACAUAUUGACUCUCCUUUAAUUUUCAAGUUUGACCAAGAAGUUAUUCGAAGAGCAAUGGUUAAGAUGUUCAUUAACAUGGAGAUUCCUUUUCGGAAGGUUGAGCAUGAGUAUUUUCAUGAAUUUAUGAGUCUCGCUUCACCAAGAUUUCAGAUUUGUUCACGCACAACAUUGGCACGUGAUGUCUUGAAACUAUGGAACACAGAAAAAAUGAUUUUGAAAAACUUUCUCUCUCUGAAUUGUCAAAGAGUUUGUCUCACCACUGAUAUGUGGACUUCUUAUCAAAAGUUGAGCUAUAUGUGUGUGACGGCCCAUUUCAUUGACAAUAAUUGGAACUUACAGAAGAAGAUCUUAAUUUUGUGUCAAGUCACAAGUCAUACAGGGGAUGCUAUUUGUGAAACAAUAGAGAUAUGUUUGAACAAUUGGGGUUUAAACUGUGUGCUUAGUUUGACGGUUGAUAAUGCUUCAUCUAAUUAUGUUGGGGUUGAACGUCUCAAGAGAAGGAUUUUGUCUAAGAAUAGUUUAGUUAUGAGUGGAAACCAUUUUCAUAUGAGGUGUUGCGCACACAUAUUGAAUUUAAUUGUGAAAGAAGGUUUAAAAGACAUUGAUGAUUCUUUUUAUAGAGUUCGUCAUGCUGUUUGGUAUGCUAGAUCUUCUCCCGCGAGGCUCGCUAAAUUCAAGGCAUGUAUUGAUGAGGAGAGCAUGGACUAUAAAGGUUUAGUUUCUCUAGAUGUUGAGACUCUUUGGAAUUUAACUUACCUGAUGUUAAUAUCUGCAUCAAAACAUGAAAGAACCUUUGAAGAAUUAGGUUUUCAAAAUAAAAGGUAUGUGAAUUAA
Messenger RNA from Vicia faba (fava bean), 1128 nucleotides. The record is from the annotation of a GenBank genome assembly. Lineage: Eukaryota; Viridiplantae; Streptophyta; Magnoliopsida; Fabales; Fabaceae.